UAACAAGCAUUUUUUAUUUUGAUAUGGUGUUUUAUAUUUAUUUAUGUAUCAUGUCGCCGCUUGGUAUUUAUUGCGCGAAGUUUUGUUUGUUUUUGUGAUUCUUGUGUGUAGUCAAUCAAAUCAACGAAAGGAAAAUACAUAAUUAUGUUAAUUUAGUGUACAGUAUCCUCUUUGGAGUUAUCAAAAUGCCUUAUUAUUGCACUGUGCCCCGGUGCACUUCUAUGGCUGGAAAAGCUAAAAAUGUAUCUUUUCAUCAGUUCCCAAGAGACGAAACAUUAGCUAAAUUAUGGAACGAAAUACUAAAAAGAGGCAAGCCGUACACAAAAUACUCGAAAGUGUGCAGUUUGCACUUUAAACCAGAAGACUAUACAAUCACAAGUGUGGGAAAGAAUAAAGGUCAAUGGAGAACAUUACGUAAAGAUGCAAUCCCAUCACAAAACCUACCAUCAGAAUCGCCUGUGCCCUGCCAAAGGACUAGAUCCUCUGGUUCAUGGAUAUCUAACAGUCUACCAACAAAUGUAUUAGACAGUCAGAUUCAUCAACAGAUGGCACAAGCCAUCUAUGUGCAGACGAUGCUCGCACUUCAGGCUGCUUCUACCACAGAUAAUUACAACAUGAGUACUUGUAAUGGUGUUCAAGGAAAUACAGAUGAAUCGACGUCCUCGAAAUCAUCUGCCAUUGAGCAAAUUCUAAACACACAAACAGUUGAUAAUAUUCCACCUGAUAACAAAUUAGAAACAAAAUUUGAGAGCAACUCUUACAAAUGCACUGAAUGUUUGAAGUGCUUUAAAGAUCCUGAUGUAUUUAUAUUACACAGACGGAUACACGCAAAAAAUAUGGAUAAGUUAGUAAGUACGAGUGCAAGUGAGAAAGAAAACUUAAACACCAAUGGGGAUGUGAAACAGGAAAUGUUGAAAGCUAACCCAAUACUAGCAAAUCUAUUGCAAAGUGGUGUAACACAAGAAAGUCAUCCUAAUGACACAGUAUAUGAUACCAAUAAUAUAGUUAGUAUAGAAAACCAUAUAAUGACUGCAUUGGCUGUAAAUAUGGAAAAUUACAUUAGAAGUUUAUCAUCAGGUAUGAAUACGAGUACAAGACUGAAUAGCGGGUCUGAUGAAGAGGAUAGUCCCAAUUUGACAGAUUUCCAACAUUCCACAGAUCAAGAUCAAGAAUGUGAUUCUGAUAUAAAUGAUUCUGCAGACUCCAAUAGCUUGGUUAUAGAGGAAAAUGCGUGAGUUUCUUACACUGUAAUGUGUAUAACAGUAGUAAUCCAACAAUAGUGUAUAAGUAAACUGAAUAAUGACCACCAAGUCGCAUAUGUAGAAAAAUUAUAUACAAAAUAGAAUCCUUUAUAAGAUUGUCAUCUUAAUGAUGUCUUUAAAUUUUAAUUAUAUAAUUCAAAGUCAUGAUUAAGCUAAAUUUUUUCCAUUAUCAUGAUUGUAUGAUCAACUAUUGAGUUGAGGAGGAGUACUUAUGCAUACCUACCUUUUUAGUGAGUGUAUUAAAUAAAUCACGCAACUGUGCAGCUUGUUAUCUGUAUAUUUUUAUUACGACUUAUUGUCAUGUUGGAUUUCAGAUUGUUAUACACUUUCUGAUCUUCAUUUACACUGUGUAAUAAUUUAGUUAUGUGUAAAUAUAUAGUUAAUAUAAAUACAUGAAGGUAUUUACCAGUCGCAUAGCCAACUGAUUCUCUUCUCGCCUUAUGCCUCAAGAACAGAACAGAAUCGGUGGAUGUGUAGUUAGGAAUGAGCUCUGAAUGUUUGAAACAAGAAAUAGACAAAUGAUACCAAGUCCUAAGUUCAGUUUUGAUCACUUGAUAUGUAUUAAAGUUCCUAAAUAAAGUUAAUAUUGCUUAUUGUACUUUAAUAAACGAUUUCCAUUGUUGUACAUAGAGAUAUAGCCUGUAUCAGCUUGCAGUUAAGAGUAUUUUGUUCAAUUAUUAGUUAAUAUUUUAUGUCUGUUUUGUGUUUUUUACAUUCAGAGAAAAGCUUCUAUUCGGUGCCUCCCAAUAUGUAUUUUGUUUUUUAUAUAUAUUUGGUAAUAACCAUUGCGGAUUAACAACGGAAUUGUAACAAUAGUUUAUUUAGGAUUUAAGAGAUUGAACUUAAAAAUUCUCACCUGUGAUGGUGAGAAUUUUGUAUGAAUUUGUACUUCUGUUAGAAUUUGUUUUAUUUGUAAGUAAUUUCACAUUAUUCAUAUAAAGGCCGUCUUUCAAUCUGUAAUUUGUACUGUACUCAACUAAAAUUGCUAAUUGUAGUUAUUAAAGUAUUGAUUUAUUUUUUCUUAGUGGCGAACCUCAUUUUUUUUAUUUAUUUUUAAAUAACAUAAGGCCCCAUGGUAUUUGCCAUAAUUUAGUUUUAGGCAAAACUUGAAACCAAAAUAUUCAUGAACUGAACAUGUUUAAAAUAUAUAGUUUGAAAACUUUUAUAUUAAAUCAAACUAAUGGAAUAAUAUAAAUACUAAACUCUCGGUCACGGUAUUGUAUAAAUUGAAUAAACUCGCCAUGGUAAGGCUGAAAGCCUAUUUUAAUAUU
Achroia grisella is the source of this 2533-nucleotide messenger RNA. RefSeq lists its product as uncharacterized. The transcript is spliced from 4 exons. The record is from RefSeq and is a predicted model, not a curated record. Bases 186 to 1235 code for a protein of 349 amino acids. Lineage: Eukaryota; Metazoa; Arthropoda; Insecta; Lepidoptera; Pyralidae.